This is a messenger RNA of Aquila chrysaetos chrysaetos, 3775 nucleotides long. RefSeq names its product RNA pseudouridine synthase domain containing 1 (gene RPUSD1). The record is from RefSeq and is a predicted model, not a curated record. The transcript has 6 exons. Gene Ontology annotation, biological process: pseudouridine synthesis. Gene Ontology annotation, molecular function: pseudouridine synthase activity; RNA binding. The coding region runs from base 284 to 1195 and encodes 303 amino acids. NCBI's taxonomy places the organism in Eukaryota, Metazoa, Chordata, Aves, Accipitriformes, Accipitridae.
UCCCCUGCGGUCCUGCGUGUCCCCUCCGCCGUGUCCCGUCUCCUCCCCUCCGUCCGUCCCGCGUGUCCCCAGCGGGGCGCCGCGGCGGGCGAUCCCGGCCGGAGCCGGCGAGAUCGCGGCCCGGCCCCGGCUGGCAGCGGUUCGGGGGGAGAGAGGAACGGGGGGAGGCCGAGCCCCGCCGUCGGGAUGGAUCGGACCGGUACCGUGCGGCUGCGGGGCCUCCACGCGUGAUACGGGAACGUCUGGGAGCCGUGCAGCGGGACGCCGGCACCGGGCGCUGGCCAUGGAGCCGGGCACCAUCGACAACCUGUCCAUCCUGUACCAGAGCUCCGACUUCAUCGUGGUCAACAAGCACUGGGACAUCCGCAUCGACAGCAAGAUGUGGUACGAGACGCUGACCCUGCAGAGCCAGCUCAAGUACCGCUUCCCCGAGCUGGCCGACCCCGACACCUACUACGGCUUCAGGUUCUGCCACCAGCUUGACUUCUCCACCAGCGGGGCCCUGUGCGUCGCGCUCAACAAAGCGGCGGCGGGAAGCGCCUACAAGUGUUUUAAAGACCGGCUGGUGACCAAAGCCUAUCUCGCCCUGGUCAGGGGCCACGUCAGCCAGAGCCGAAUGACGAUCCGCUACGCCAUAGGGAAGAACACCACCGAGGGCAUGACCCACAUGAUGUGCAUCGACGGGACGGAGGGCUGUGAAAAUCCCAAGCCUUGCCAGUCGGAGCUGAUCGUGCUGGAGCACGGGUCCUACAGCGGAGACCCCGUAACCAAAGUGCUGCUGCAGCCGCUGACAGGGCGGACUCAUCAGCUCCGGGUUCACUGCAGCGCCAUCGGCCACCCCAUCGUUGGGGACUUCACCUACAGCCACAAGAAGGACAGCAGCCCCUAUAGGAUGAUGCUCCACGCAUACUACCUGCGCAUCCCCACCGGCAAGGAGCUUAUCGAGGUCUGCGCGCCCGACCCCUUCGUCACCGCAAUGGACAGCAACUGGGUGCCCCACCACGUCACUCACCGGCUGGAUGAGAUCAUCCAAGAGCUGAAGGACAAGGUGAUGCGGAAGGGGGAAGAAGAGGAGAGCCAGGAAGGCGUGCUUGGUGGCGGAGGAGAUGAGGCACCGAGCGAAGCCAAGAGCCUGGAGACAGAGGAGCAGCGAGCCCGGUGCGAGCAGUGGUUGGCCGAGUGGGCUUUGGAGUGAGCACAAACCACGUCUCUGCAUUUCCAGCCCAAUGCUCCAUUUUCGUCCCAGCGGGUCCCCGCGGAGCCCAGCGCUGACUCCACAUCUGCGCUUUCUGUAUGCCAUGGCUUCCCUCACUUCUGGGGCUGGGAUUAGGCAGAUUUUAGCAGCGAUUAGGAUGGGUUUGGUUUUUAACAUACACAUCAUCCAUCUGGCCACUGGAUGCCCCUUUCCUAAUUCUGGGCCUCAGCAGCAGAGUCAGUGUGUCACGUACCAGCUUAGAGUGACCCCAAAGCUUUACAUCCCUGUCCCGGGGCUCAGGCACAGCUGGGGCAGCACGGACGAUGCCUUUGCCAUGAGCGUGAUGGACGUAUCCGCAAACCCUCAGUGCUCGGAUGCUAAAAUGCAGCCCAGCAAAGGGAGGGGAGAACAUGCCGGGUACAGCUUCAGUGUCCGUGUCCCCAGUUCCCUUCGCUCCAGCCUGCUGCGCUCACUGGCACACGCGUUGUGUGGGAGGUGGGAGAUCAGGAGGCUGAAAUGCAGCCUGGGGGCACCGACAGCCCCCCUAGUCCAGGGGCAGCCCCAAGGUGUUUUGCCCGCGGAGCUGGGCUGUGCGAUGGGCGCAGGAGAGGUCCCUGCCUGCCGCCGAGGACGUGCUGCCUGCCCGUCCCUGCCCACAUGCUUUCAUUCCUGCCCCAGCCCACGGGUUUUUUUUUUUUUUUUUUUAAAGGUUGUUGAAGGUGAGUGAGUUGAUAGGAAUGGAUUUUAAACUUUUUUCAAAUUUCUAUGAGAAGAAUCUAGUCUUUUAGCAGUUCUGAAAUACGGGUGGUCUCGGAAAUGAGUGUAUUUUUAGUACUUUUGUGGUCAGAGAGCCAGCAGCCCAAAGCUUUUUUAAUAGAUCUUAUUAUACCUUCUACUAGCAUUGCCUUUUCCUAGUGCCCACUUUUAUCCUGGGUGUGGAUGUAACCCCUGCUGAGACAGCUCAGAAAACACAAGCCCCUUUCUGCUUUACCCAAACGAGGGGGAAUAAGUAUCAUGUUUUGGUCCCAUCGCGUGGCUGCUCGCUGGCUGGUUGCUGUGGGGCUGUCGGCACCGGAGGGUGCUGGGGGCAGGUCCUUCGGGUGGGCAGUUUGGGAGGGCUCUGGAGCAGCGAGAGCGGCCGAGGAAAUGGUUGAAGCCGAAAGAAAGGCUGAGGACUGAUGCGAAGAGUGGGAAGGAGCUCGGCUCUCACGCUGGCGCUGAGCUUUGCAAGAUACCAAGAAGAGUUUCUCUGGAAAUGCUCUUGCUUUGCUGGUCGGUGGCGUGCUGCUUCUCUCUCUCUUUCCCACCCUGCUUGUCCUCUGCAGCCCUUAGAGGACAUUUAGGAAACGAAGAGAGCAGGGCAGCGGGCGUGGGCUGGGGAGGGACAGAGGUGGCUGGAGCCCAUUGCAUACAGAGCACCGGUCCCCGGGGUAUUCGGCACCAUCAGCACGUGCCCCAAGUUACUGUCAUCCCACAAGCCCCAUCCCAUUUAAAAUGCACCUGACAGUGGUUUCACGCAACUAAUAUUCCAUCCCUGAGGGGGAAUAAAACGACACGGCCCUCUCCUCACGGCUGAAAGCACCGUGCAGGUCACCGAAACCCCGCGGGGUAUCGCAUCGCCCGGUCCUUGCGUCCCCGGGUGCCGGCGGGUGCCAGCUCACCGUGCCGCGGCACGCCGCCGGGCAGGGGGUGGCUGUCACCUUGAUUUUGUGGCUUGGCACAAAGUGCUGCCGUCCGCUGCAGGACGGGGACUGGUGCACAGCUGGCGGCUCUGCCCGCACCAGCCCUGGGCACCGAGCGGGGACCGCGGGCUCAUGAGCCGAUGGCAGAGGGCUCGGGGGGGAGGUUUGGGGGAGCAGAAGAGCUGUCUCCUUCUUCCCAGGUCCCGUCCCUGCCCAUCCCAUCUCCCAGGAGCGGCCGGGGAGGGGAGAGGCACCCACAGGCGGUUCCCGAAGCUGUAAAUUAACGCCACCAACCUGUUUGCCAAAGAAUGAAUGUGGGUGACGUGCGCGGGAGGUCCUGAAAAGUUACGGGUGAGAUUUAUAGCAUCAGGGGUGGGACGCAGCCUUCCCUUCUGGCAGGUCUCGGUGUGGGAACGGUCCCCGCUGCGUGACGGGGGACACGGCCGGGACGAGGCUGCGGUCGCUGGGGGUGGUACGUGGGGACGCGCCAGUGCCCACGCACGAGGGGACGCUGAUGGACCGUCAGCGCUGGGGGGCUGGCACCCAGCGCUCGCCCCGCCGUCUGCCUCGAGGAGCCCCCUGCACCCUGCACCACCCAUCAGCCUUCGUGCAUUGCACUUUUACCCGGCACUGCAGGAACCAGAGAUAAAUACCUGUUUUUCCUUACCCUGCGGAGAGGUGUUUUCCAGGCGCCCUUCCCCGGCUCCCCUCGCGCACCACGUCCAGUCCCUCUCUGCCGUCACUGCCACGGGGCCAUUUGCUGCAUCAUCUGUGAAUCCACUCGUGCGUUCGGACCGGGGCGGGUUGUGAUCGGGUAUGUGUCUCGUGACGUUCUGUACGGCUUGCGAUAACCCUUAUUUCUUGUUGCACAUUACCGUAGUAAACCAUUACCUACAUA